Molecule: messenger RNA, 1035 nt
Organism: Cynoglossus semilaevis (tongue sole)
Lineage: Eukaryota; Metazoa; Chordata; Actinopteri; Pleuronectiformes; Cynoglossidae
Product: conserved oligomeric Golgi complex subunit 2-like
Exons: 8
Coding region: 1-993 (330 amino acids)
Biological process (GO): Golgi organization; protein transport; intra-Golgi vesicle-mediated transport
Cellular component (GO): COG complex; membrane
Source: RefSeq, a predicted model, not a curated record
AUGAAGAGAACGAUAGAGACGAUCAUCAAGACGAUCAUUGGGACACUCAUCAAGAAGAUAAUCCGGAAGAUCAUCCAGAAGAUCAUAGAGACUGAUGUACAGAAUUUUGAUUUUACCUCAGAAAAUAAACUAGAACUAGUUAAACUGUCUAUAUUUCAUUUGUCGUCUGCACAGGUCUUGACUAAGACUUCUCCUCCUGAGAUUCCCAAAGAGACAAUCAGACCUCUGCCCAGCUCCGCCUCCUCCAACUCCAGCAGAGCUUCAGAUGGGGGCAGUGAGAGUGGAAGUCCUGCAUCACUAUCCACCAAGCAGCUGGUCCACAUCGCUGCUGACAUCCAGAAACUGCAGGAGCAGAUCCCUGAGUUGUCAGAAAUAAUCAGAAAGCGUUUGGAAGCCAUUGGGUUUAAGAACUUUGCCCUUGUGGAAGAUGCUCUUGCCGACUCUAAGACCUGCCUGUCCAGCAGCAUUCCCACUCUGAACACUAAGAUGACACAGCAUCUGACAGAACGCUGCUGCCGCUUCCUCAAAAGUGCCUCAGAGGUUCCGCGACUCUACCGCCGGACAAAUAAGGACGUACCCGUGCGAGCAUCAGCGUACAUGGACAACGCCUUACGUCCUCUACAUCAGUUGUUGACCGACUCAUCGGGGCUGGUCACACCGUCCACUGCACAGGAGUGGCUGAGAGUUACACUUUGUGACUGCACACAGAGGUACUUUGAGACAAUCUCAGACGUGCUGAGCUCCGUGAGGAAAAUGGAGGAGAGUCUGAAACGGCUGAAACAAGCCAGAAAGGGCGGAGCCACAGCGAGUGCAGCAGGAUCAAACGGAGGCCUCACUGAUGAUGGCAAGAUCCGCCUGCAGCUGGCACUGGACGUGGAAUAUCUGGGAGAGCAGAUCCAGAAGAUGGGUCUACAGCCAGCUGACAUCUCCAUGUUCUCCCCUCUGACGGACCUCGUGAAAGAGGCUCGAGAACUUGGCGAGCAAAACCAGUAAAGUAAAACUCUAGCUGCACUGAUUCCUGCGAUCAUGAAGGUU